Molecule: messenger RNA, 1191 nt
Organism: Onthophagus taurus
Lineage: Eukaryota; Metazoa; Arthropoda; Insecta; Coleoptera; Scarabaeidae
Product: gamma-glutamyl hydrolase A-like
Biological process (GO): tetrahydrofolylpolyglutamate metabolic process
Cellular component (GO): vacuole
Molecular function (GO): gamma-glutamyl-peptidase activity
Source: RefSeq, a predicted model, not a curated record
AAACUCUUACUAUCAAUCUCAAAUUAUUUCCAACAUUUUACUUCCUACAAAAUUUAUUUUCGAUACUCUGACCGACGCAAAUUCUCUAUAUUGAUUUCAAUUAUAUUAUCAGUUUCAAUUGUGACUUCGUCGACUAAUCUUUAAACAAUGAUCGAUCCAAACAAAUUCGGCGUUUUAUUACUUUUAACCGUUUCUUUUCACAUUCUUUUAGCAUACGAUGCCCCAAUUAUCGGCAUUUUAUCCCAAGAAACGUUUUCGGUGAAUCAUUUAUUCGAAGAGGAGUACCACAGUUUUAUAGCGGCGAGUUAUGUUAAAUACUUAGAAAGUGCUGGAGCCCGAGUUGUUCCGAUAUUAAUUGGAAAAGAUCGCCAAUAUUACGUGGAUUUGGUAAAUCAUACAAAUGGAAUUUUAUUUCCCGGUGGGGCGACAUAUUUUAAUCAAAGCGAUGGUUACGCCGAUGCUGGUCAAAUCAUUUAUGAUCUAGCAUUAGAUUUAAAUAAAAAAGGCGAUUAUUACCCGAUUUGGGGAACUUGCCUAGGGAUGGAAUUAAUGAUACAUGUUGCGUUGAAUGGAGAAGAAGUCCGAUCUCAUUGUUCAGCUUCGAAAGUCUCAAUGCCGCUUAAUUUUAAAGAGGAUUUUAGAAAAAGUAAAUUAUUUUCGGAAGCCCCCGAAGAGAUAAUCGAAAUUUUAACGAAUCAAAACGUAACUUAUAACAGCCACCAAUUUUGUCUUACCGAAGAAACGUUUACAGAAAAAAAUUUAUUACAAGAUUGGACAAUAAUAUCUACCAACGAAGACAUAAAUGGAUUUCCUUUUAUUUCUACAUUCGAAUCGAAAAAAUUUCCAUUUUAUGCGGUUCAAUAUCAUCCGGAAAAGAUUAAUUUUGAGUUUAGGGAAAAGGAUAAUAUCCCUCACAGUUUAGAUGCGAUGAAAACGUCUCAUUAUUUCGCAAACUUUUUCAUCGAGGAAACCAAAAAGAACAAGCAUCGAUAUCCCGAUUGGAAUAGCGAAAUGAAAGCUUUGAUUUGUAAUUAUUCCCCACAUUUUACCGGGUUAAAAAAUAGUUCGUAUUUGCAACUUUACAUGUUUAAAAAGGAACAAGAAGUUAUUAAUGGAAAAUAAACUUUUUUUUGAUUAAGAUUAAUAGUUAUUUCUGUACAAUUUAUAUUUAUAAUUAAAUGAUUGAGUCUA